AUGGCAUUCCGCGAGAACGGCGGCUCAUCAACCUGCAUCAUGGAGCCCACCAUCGAGCUCCAAGACGUCUCUCACUACAUCACCAAACCGGACAACGCCCGACUACCCCAAUCAAAGUCGAACUUACAGCUCGAUGAGACGACGUCUCAGAGAAGCCAGCAGGAGGACGACGAUCCGGUGGAGAGUCUCCCUUCUCCGACCACGCAGGCGGCUGUGCGGCUGGAAAGAUGGAAUACGCCGAGAUUGAACUUCUGGAGGACCUUGGCCGCGUUUUGGAGCUUCGUGGUUAUGGGGAGCAAUGAUGCGGCUUAUGGUGCAUUGAUCCCAUAUCUCCAAGAAUACUACAACCUCACCUUCGUAGUAAUCUCGCUAGUCUUCCUCUCCCCCCUCGUAGGCUACACCGCCUCCGCGCUCCUCAACAAUGCCAUCCAUCUCAAGUUCGGGCAACGUGGCGUCGCCAUCAUCGCCCCUGGCUGCCACCUCGUCGCCUACAUCGUCAUCGCCGUGCAUCCCCCUUAUCCGGUCCUCGUCGUCAUCUUCAUGAUCGCCGGGUUUGGGAACGGCCUCGCGGAUGCGGCGUGGAAUGCCUGGAUCGGUAAUAUGGCGAACCCGAAUGAAGUGCUGGGGUUUCUACAUGCGUUCUACGGACUGGGCGCUGUGUUGGCGCCGCUGGUAGCAACGACGAUGAUUACGAAGGGGCAGCGGUUGCCGUGGUAUUACUUCUAUUAUGUCAUGAUCGGCAUGGCCGCCAUCGAAAUCCUGACCUCCAUCUCCGCCUUCCGCGCCGCCACCGGCGCCAUCUUCCGCGAGAACAACCCGCGCACCACAGGCACCAAAGAUCACCGCAUGAAGGAGGCGCUCCUGCGUCUGCCCUUUGCCCGUGUGACCUGGAUCUGCGCGUUGUUCCUGCUGGGCUAUGUGGGCAUCGAAGUCGCACUCGGCGGCUGGAUCGUCAAGUUCAUGCUCGAGGUGCGCGACGGGAAUCAGUUUGCCAGCGGGAUGACCGCGACGGGCUUCUGGAUGGGGAUUACGGUGGGCAGGAUUGUGCUAGGGUUUGUGACGCCGAAGUUGGGGGAGAAGUUGGCUAUUGCUAUCUACCUCCCGCUCACCAUGGCCCUCGAGCUCAUCUUCUGGCUCGUCCCGCAAUUCUACGUCUCCGCCGUCGCCGUCGCGCUGCAGGGCUUCUUCCUGGGGCCGCUGUUCCCCGCCGCCGUCGUGGCUGCGACGAAGCUGCUGCCCCGGCAUCUGCACGUCAGCGCUAUCGGCUUCGCUGCGGCGUUUGGCGGGAGCGGCGCGGCGAUCUUUCCGUUUGCGGUCGGGGCUAUUGCCCAGGCGAAGGGCGUGCAGGUGCUGCAGCCGAUUAUUCUGGUGCUGCUAGGUGUCAUUUGGGUGCUUUGGUUGUGUUUGCCGAGGAUUCAUCGGAAGGUGGAGUAG
Molecule: messenger RNA, 1434 nt
Organism: Trematosphaeria pertusa
Lineage: Eukaryota; Fungi; Ascomycota; Dothideomycetes; Pleosporales; Trematosphaeriaceae
Product: MFS general substrate transporter
Exons: 5
Coding region: 1-1434 (477 amino acids)
Biological process (GO): transmembrane transport
Cellular component (GO): membrane
Molecular function (GO): transmembrane transporter activity
Source: RefSeq, a predicted model, not a curated record